AUGAGUUCUUGGUCUUAUGAUGAGAACUUUUUAUACCCGAUAUUUAGGGCCGAGCUUAUAGAUGUUUAUAAGGACUAUGGUACCGUCUGGGAUAUUAAAGUUACGAAUGGAAUAACUCUACAACGGUCGUAUUUCACCUCUGACCUGUUCGUCAAUGAAGCGCGUGCAGAUGUUGACAGCCUUUUGUGUGAAUUUGACCAUUUGGCGGAAGGAGAGGCCGAGCCGUUUGUCAUUUUCAAGCAAUUAUGGGUUAAAUUGGGAUGGAACUUGGCUCAUUUGAUU
Acaulospora colombiana is the source of this 282-nucleotide messenger RNA. The record is from the annotation of a GenBank genome assembly. Lineage: Eukaryota; Fungi; Glomeromycota; Glomeromycetes; Diversisporales; Acaulosporaceae.